GACGUACUAUUCUACUGUAUUAGUAAGUAGGGAAGUGUGCACGGUCAGACGUGGCUUUUUAGUCAUAUGAUAAAUGAGAAGGCAGAUUUAAGUGAAGCCAGAGAGCAGAUAUAAACUCCACUGGUGAGCAGAAUAAGUCACAGAACUUUACAGCUUCAGGAAAGUCAGAUUAAACUUUAGGUCAAUUUUUUACCUGUUAGUUAGAGCAAAAUGCCUUUAUGUGGAGGAACCUCAGAGGCGAAAGAUGCUACAGAUGAAGUGCAGAAGAUCUGUGAUCAGAUGAAACCUCAAGCAGAGCAGAAGGCUGGUAAAACAUUCGAUGUCUUCACUGCUAAAUCAUACAAGACUCAAGUGGUAGCCGGGACCAACUAUUUCAUUAAGGUUCAUGUAGGAGAUGAGGACCACGUUCACCUGCGCGUCUACAAGAUGUUGCCCCACGCUGGAGAAAAACUGGAGCUGACGAGCAUUCAGACUUCCAAAAGCCACCACGACCCCAUCGAAUACUUCUAAACAUAUUUUCUUCUAAGAAACCACAGUGCAUACACAAACCUAGUACUUAGCAACACACAGAGAAAGCAAAGAAAGAUUUAUUUCACAUUAGUUUACUGAACUGACCGAUUAUGGACAAUGACGCACCAAAAGUGCUGUAAUAUUUGUGAUAUUCAUGCUACAGCUUCCUAAUUCUAUUUUUACAAGUGUUUGAUGUUAAAGGGAACAUGUCUGUAGUUCGUGUAAGUAUGUUGUUACAAGUAUUAUGAAAAAUGCACUAUCUCCAAUAAAAAAAAUACAGUUAUAUCAUUAAAGUGG
Trichomycterus rosablanca is the source of this 807-nucleotide messenger RNA. RefSeq names its product cystatin-B-like. The record is from RefSeq and is a predicted model, not a curated record. The transcript has 3 exons. The coding region runs from base 211 to 510 and encodes 99 amino acids. Gene Ontology annotation, cellular component: cytosol. Gene Ontology annotation, molecular function: cysteine-type endopeptidase inhibitor activity. NCBI's taxonomy places the organism in Eukaryota, Metazoa, Chordata, Actinopteri, Siluriformes, Trichomycteridae.